This is a messenger RNA of Lolium rigidum, 1128 nucleotides long. Its product is annotated as probable purine permease 4. Gene Ontology annotation, cellular component: membrane. Gene Ontology annotation, molecular function: purine nucleoside transmembrane transporter activity. Bases 1 to 1128 code for a protein of 375 amino acids. The transcript has a single exon. Lineage: Eukaryota; Viridiplantae; Streptophyta; Magnoliopsida; Poales; Poaceae. The record is from RefSeq and is a predicted model, not a curated record.
AUGGCCAUCUCCUCAUCCACCACCGUGGGCGGCGCGGCCGCGGCGCCGCGCCGGCGCACCAGGUCGACGUCGACUGUGCUCCUUAUGGCGAACUACGCGGCCCUGCUGGUAGGCUCGGUGGCGUCGAGCCUGCUCUCCCGGUUCUACUUCGAGCACGGCGGGCAGAACAAGUGGGUGGUGACGCUGGUGCAGUCGGCGGGGUUCCCGACGCUGGUGGCCGCCGUCUUCCUCGCCGGCCGCCCCGCCGCCGCGCCCCGCCCGUUUCUGUGGUUCUCGCGACGGUUCCUGUCCGUCUGCCUCAUCAUCGGCGCGCUCAUGGGCGUCAACAACCUGCUCUUCUCCUACAGCUCCUCGCUGCUCCCCGUGUCCACCUCGUCGCUGCUGCUCUCCACGCAGCUCGCCUUCACGCUCGUCCUCGCCGUCGCCAUCGUCCGCCACCCGAUCACCUUCGUCAACCUCAACGCCGUCGUGCUCAUGACGCUCUGCUCGGUGCUCCUUGGGCUCCGCUCCGGCGACACCGGCGAGAGCCCGGACAGGAAGGGGUACAUCCUCGGCUUCGUCGUCACGCUCUCCGCGGCGGGGCUCUUCUCCGCGUACCUGCCCGUCAUGGAGCUCCUGUACCGGGAGGCGGUCUCCGGUGGGUUCAUCCUGGCGGUGGAGGUGCAGGCGGUGAUGCAGGCCAUGGCAUCCGUUGUGGCGGCGGUCGGGCUCGCGGCCUCGGGCGGCAUGCGCGACGAGGUGGCGCGCUGGAAGGGGUCCCACGCCGUGUACUGGCUCGUGGUGGCGACGCUGCUGGUGACGUGGCAGGCAUGCUUCAUGGGCACCGCAGGCGUGAUCUACCUCACGUCGUCGCUCCACAGCGGCGUCUGCAUGGCGGCGGUGCUCACGAUCAACGUGAUCGGCGGCGUCGUCGUGUUCGGCGACCCCUUCGGCGCCGAGAAGGCCAUCGCCACCGUGCUCUGCAUCUGGGGCCUCUCCUCGUACCUCUACGGCGAGUACACCAAGAGCAAGAAGAAGGCCGCCGACGAUGAUGAUCAGGACAAAGACGACGACGCCCUCGCCGGGGACAAUGACGACGCGCUCAAGAGCCUCACCGCCGGCGGAGACGAGGCCACCGAAACCGUUUGA